UUCGAUGACAUGAUAGUAGAAUUCUGCAGCCGCUUUCAAACUCGUGAACAAUGCGUUCGUUUUGUGGGUUACAUAGCUGUCUACCGAUUUUGCAUCCCCCUUGCAAUUCUUCAUUUUCUACUCAUGCUUUUCACUGUCACCAACACCGAUAGUCAAUCUUGGCGGGGUAAACUGCAUAAUGGUUUCUGGUUAUGGAAAUGCGCCUUUAUUAUCGGUCUCUGGAUUAUUUCCAUCUUUAUUCCUGCUCUGGAAAAGGCCACAGUUGGUAGGAUGGUUAUUAUUAUUAUUAAUACUCAAUAUGACAGCCUGGAUGUUGCUGGCCGUUCUGGGAGGAAUUGCUUUCAUUUACCUACAAAAUGUCUUUCUCAUCGACUUCGCCUAUGA
This is a messenger RNA of Rodentolepis nana, 384 nucleotides long. The record is from the annotation of a GenBank genome assembly. NCBI's taxonomy places the organism in Eukaryota, Metazoa, Platyhelminthes, Cestoda, Cyclophyllidea, Hymenolepididae.